GUUAGCACUCUGGACUUUGAAUCCAGCGACCUGGGUUCGACUCCCGGUAGGACCUUUUUUAUUUAUUUAUUUUUUUUAGCUUUAGCUACUGUUUGGUAACAGGGCCAGGCAUUUUCCCAGAUUUUCCUUUCUUUCAGUUCCCAUCUUCGAUAGUCCAUACUCGAACUAUGGAAAACUACAAAACCCUAGAAAUUGUUCAGAGAAGCCCUAAAUCUUCAGUUUUCCACCUCAAUCUCAACCGUCCUUCUCUCCGAAAUGCUCUCUCCCUCGACUUCUUCUCAGAGUUUCCCAAAGCCCUCGAUUCCCUCGACCAAAACCCUAACGUAAGCGUCAUUAUUCUCUCCGGAAACGGAGCCCAUUUCUGCUCCGGCAUCGACCUAAAAGUCUUGGACUCCAUCUCCGAACGUUCCCAAUCCAGUGACCGCGGCCGCACCGGGGAGAGGCUCCGACGGCAUAUUAAGUUCUUGCAGGAUGCCAUCACGGCCAUCGAGCACUGCCGGAAGCCGGUGAUCGCCGGGAUCCACGGAGCGUGCAUCGGCGCUGGGAUUGAUGUUGUGACGGCUUGUGACAUCAGGUUUUGUACGGAGGACGCAUUCUUCUCCGUGAAAGAGGUGGAUCUGGCGAUCACUGCCGAUGUCGGUACGCUUCAGCGGCUCCCGAGCAUCGUUGGGUACGGUAACGCGGUCGAAUUGGCGCUGACUGGAAGGCGAUUUUCGGGCUCUGAGGCGAAAUCGUUGGGUCUGGUUUCUACGGUUUUUGCCUCCAAGGAAGCCAUGGAUGAAGGCAUAAGACUAGUUGCAGAAGGAAUUGCAGCCAAGUCUCCUCUUGCUGUCACCGGGACAAAAGCAGUGUUACUAAGAGGUCGAGAUCUCACUGUGGAUCAAGGAUUAGAUUAUGUUGCAACUUGGAACUCCGGCAUGCUUUUAUCUGGUGAUUUAGCCGAAGCCGUCUCAGCUCAAAUCCAGAAGAGGAAGCCUGUUUUUGCCAAGCUCUGAUGGUGCCCACACCGCCUGCAGUUCUCCAGCUACCACCCCUUUCCUGGAUCUGCACUCACUGGCAAGCAAGUGCUAUGUGGCCACAAGGUGGAAUUUGUAACAAUUAAUAAGCUCCAUCUCUUUGUACAGUUUCUUUAAGCCAAAAUACAGCAAAAGAGAUCUUUAUAAGGUGUUUUGUCUAUCAUAUAAGGCUUGAAAAAAUAAGAAGAGCUUUUCUGGAAUUCAUAUUACAUUCAGGGGACUA
Messenger RNA from Vitis vinifera (wine grape), 1239 nucleotides. Its product is annotated as delta(3,5)-Delta(2,4)-dienoyl-CoA isomerase, peroxisomal. The transcript has 2 exons. The coding region runs from base 168 to 995 and encodes 275 amino acids. The record is from RefSeq and is a predicted model, not a curated record. Lineage: Eukaryota; Viridiplantae; Streptophyta; Magnoliopsida; Vitales; Vitaceae. Gene Ontology annotation, cellular component: peroxisome. Gene Ontology annotation, molecular function: delta(3,5)-delta(2,4)-dienoyl-CoA isomerase activity.